Molecule: messenger RNA, 612 nt
Organism: Acanthosepion pharaonis
Lineage: Eukaryota; Metazoa; Mollusca; Cephalopoda; Sepiida; Sepiidae
Source: the annotation of a GenBank genome assembly
AUGUCUAGUGAUGGUCGAAAACCGUGGCGUUUAAGCUGGAAGAGUUUUAUCAUAGUUUUUAUCUGGAUUGACGACAACUUAUUCGUCGAUUUUGUCAUAUCUAUCUAUCUAUCUAUCUAUCUAUCUAUCUAUCUAUCUAUCUAUCUCACUCUGUUCAUAUCUAUCUAUCUAUCUCACUCUGUUCAUAUCUAUCUAUCUAUCUAUCUAUCUAUCUAUCUAUCUAUCUCAGGAAGAAAACAAUCUACUCACUCUGUUCAUAUCUGUCUAUCUUAUUCUGUUAAUGCUUGUCGCUGUUUCAAUCUGUUGUUUUUCUAUCUAUCUAUCUAUCUAUCUAUCUAUCUAUCUAUCUAUCUAUCUAUCUAUCUAUCUCUGUUCAUAUCUGUCUAUCUUAUUCUGUUAAUGCUUGUCGCUGUCUCAAUCUGUUCUUUUUCUAUCUAUCUAUCUAUCUAUCUAUCUAUCUAUCUAUCUAUCUAUCUAUCUAUCUAUCUAUCUAUCUCAGUCUGUUUCUAUCUAUCUAUCUAUUUAUCUAUCUAUCUAUCUAUCUCAGUCUGUUCAUAUCUAUCUAUCUAUCUAUCUAUCUAUCUAUCUAUCUAUCUAUCUAUCUAUCUUUAA